Molecule: messenger RNA, 750 nt
Organism: Vicia faba (fava bean)
Lineage: Eukaryota; Viridiplantae; Streptophyta; Magnoliopsida; Fabales; Fabaceae
Source: the annotation of a GenBank genome assembly
AUGGAGAAGUUUGAGAUGAUGGUAGCACCGUUAAGGAGGGAGGAAAGAGUCAUAAAAAAAAAAGGAAGCACGUGGAGGGACACAUGUGGGACUCUUAGGAUCAAGUAUCCUGGAGACUUUGGUGGGUCUAAGGAGGGUGACAAGUUCAAAUACUUGAGCUUGAGGUUGUGUGAGGAUAGUAGUGAGGAAAAAGGAGAAAAUGAACUGGUAAAUGAACCCAAGAGUGAAGAGGAAGAGGUGGGAGAAAUGAAGACACUGAAAUUGUCAUUGCAGAGCCAGGCUGGAUUCACUUUUAACAAAUCCGUUAAAGUGUGGGUGCAAAUAGGAGACAGACAAGUAGUAACCUUAAUUGAUUCGGGAGCUACUAGCAACUUCAUAGCUUCAAAAUUGGUGGAGUUGAGAUUAAAGGUAGUGGACACUCCUGCCUAUGUAAUUAAGCAACAUUUUUUCAUUACGGAGUUAGGUGGGUCUGAGAUGGUGCUGGGCAUGGACUGGCUAGCCAGCCUUGGAAAUAUUGAACCUAACUUUGGAAAUCUAUGUCUGAGGUGGGGAAUAGAGGGCAAGAAGCACCUCAAUCAAGGUUUGAGGUUCUUUGUGCAGGACAUUAGGGAAAGCCAGACUGAUGAGUAUAGAACAGAGCAGGUGAGGGAGUGGGAUGAGCUGCUAAAGGAGUUUAGGGAUGUGUUCAACAUGCCUUCAGGACUACCUCCUAUGAGGGACCAUGAUCGUGCCAUUCUAUUGAAACCUUGA